AUGGACAUGCAGUCGCUCAACGAGGAAGGACAACCAGAAAAGAAGAAAAAUCAAUCAACGAAGACAAAGUCAGUCCUCCAGUUGAAGCUGAACAAACUGACCAUGCAGAUCGGCAAAGCAGGUAUCAUCGACAGCACUGUGCUGGAGAAGAGGCAGGUUGUCGCGGUAACUGGAGAUGGAACAAAUGAUGGCCCUGCCCUCCAGAAAGCAGAUGUUGGCUUUGCCAAGCGCCGGACCCUGAUCAUCUCUGAGCUGGAGACCCAUGGGGCGCUGGAGACGCCUCUGACCAAACAGGUAGAGAACCUGGAGACAGAGAUGGCCCUCAGGAAUGCCCAGAUAGCCGACCUCCAGCGGAAAGUCCUCGUCGCCGACAGCGAGGGGCGCCUGAAACAGCGCUUCGACUGCAUUACAAGCAUAGUGGAUGCCAAGUGUGCCCUUAAGCUCCUCGUGUCUGAGCUGGUUUCUGCGAAAACCGCCAGUGGCAAGCUGGAGAGCGAGCUAAAACAGGAGGCGGGGAAUGCUCAGGACCUGAGGAAGACCAUGGCUGACGAGAGGAGCGUCAUGUCCACCAUGGACAUGGAGCACCAGGUGCAGAUGGUGGAGCUCGAGCAGAGGCAUCAAGAGAAGGUCCUGUACCUCCUUAACCAAAUAAAGAACAAAACCAUAUGUGAAGAGUCGGCCGAAACAAAGGAGGAAGAGGAGAGCGCGAAGGAGAAGGAGCUGUUCCAGCGCCUCCAAAUUCAGGAAGAAGAGCUUGAAAAGCUACGAGGAUUAAGAGAGCAGCACCAGGCGCUGUUGGAGGAGAAUGAGCAGUGUAAACAGAAAAUCUCUUUGCUCAACCUGGCCAGUCAUAAGAAGGUCCUCAUGCCUACGGCCACCAACGGUUCCAACAAUGCGGACGACUCGUUUGAGUACCUUCCUCCAAAGCCCAAAGGGAGGCGCUUUACCACCACAGCCAAGGUGCAGCAGGACAUGGACAUCAACAUGGACGAGCUGACGUCCGACGAUGAGCAGAGUGAGGAUGAGUGGCGCCCUGUGAAAGCUGGGACCCGCAGAGCCUCAAAAAAAACAAAAGCUACGGGGUGUGCGUGUAAAGGUCGCUGCAGUAACCGGUUAUGCAGGUGCCGUAAAGGGAAGAUGAGCUGCGGGGAGAACUGUCAGUGUGGCCGUGAGAAGUGUCGAAAUAUGGAUCCCGAGGAUGGAAGUCAGGCAGACAGUGUUCGCAAAGACUCUCUUCAGGAUCCCACUUCCUUCAGCCCGGACAACAGCACAUUCUUCAAGCCGCCAUCUUGUAAACCCACUAAGAAGGUGCUAAAAGAACUCGGUGACAUGGGACACACCACUGCAGACCUGAAGCUGGCACGGAAGCCUCUCCUGCCAGAGGAAGAGGAAGAGGAAGAGGAGGAGGAGGAGGAGGAGGUCACGGAGGAGGACACGGAGGACAGAACAACAGCCAGCUUCCUCAAGAAGAAGAAAAGAAUCCUGACCAGCUUUCAGAACAGCUUCUUCUCUGGAUGCACUCCCAUCAGAGAGGAGUCUUAAUCAGGGUACUUUAUCCAACAUCGAACAGCCUUUUAAUGUUUUCACUCUGACCAGAGCUAAAUAAAGUCUUACUUUCAAA
Messenger RNA from Notothenia coriiceps (black rockcod), 1621 nucleotides. RefSeq names its product chromosome-associated kinesin KIF4-like. The transcript is spliced from 12 exons. The record is from RefSeq and is a predicted model, not a curated record. NCBI's taxonomy places the organism in Eukaryota, Metazoa, Chordata, Actinopteri, Perciformes, Nototheniidae. Bases 1 to 1542 code for a protein of 513 amino acids.